AUGCAGGCAGAUGAAUGCAUACUGUUCUUUGCCAUUCUGGCCCCUCCUACAUUCUCCCCUGCAUCUGCAAGCCAACCGCCUGAGCCCGCCAUACACCUUAUCAAGAUGAGCAAUCUGUCACCCAUGCCACUGACCGAUCAGAUAGCAGGAGUCUUGGAGCUCAUGUUCUGCCGAAAGCUCCAUCUGGCCACUCAUGCAGCCCAUUCUGCGCCAUCUAUAGAAGUGCCUCCGUCCAUGCCAUCCGCCCUCCUAUUGGAGUGCAAUGGCAUUGCAGAUGCUCUUGUGAAGGCCAUCCGUAAUCCUGUAAGGCUGCAGUGGGACAUUGAUAGAUAUUGCGACAGCCUUUCGAUUCAGCCCACGGGGCAGAAUGAAGUCCUCGAGGCAGAACUGGAACGGAAGUGGCCUCCUCCAUUUGGUGAGAGCGAAAUACACAUAGACCAGCCCGCCACCCUCGUGGACAUGCACGGACGCAUCUUGGCUUGGAUACUUCCAAGAGUGUUGAUACCAGACCGCCAGACGAAGAUGCUCUAA
Molecule: messenger RNA, 531 nt
Organism: Sparassis crispa
Lineage: Eukaryota; Fungi; Basidiomycota; Agaricomycetes; Polyporales; Sparassidaceae
Exons: 4
Coding region: 1-531 (176 amino acids)
Source: RefSeq, a predicted model, not a curated record